This is a messenger RNA of Scomber scombrus (Atlantic mackerel), 3482 nucleotides long. It is a transcript of the gene rhoab, whose product is annotated as ras homolog gene family, member Ab. The transcript has 5 exons. The coding region runs from base 122 to 703 and encodes 193 amino acids. Gene Ontology annotation, cellular component: cleavage furrow; dendritic spine. Gene Ontology annotation, biological process: small GTPase-mediated signal transduction; cell migration; stress fiber assembly. Gene Ontology annotation, molecular function: GTPase activity; GTP binding. The record is from RefSeq and is a predicted model, not a curated record. NCBI's taxonomy places the organism in Eukaryota, Metazoa, Chordata, Actinopteri, Scombriformes, Scombridae.
GUAAUUCAUUGUAUCAGAUUGAGACAGGAGGAAGCAGCGACAGCGACUCGACUGGUCGGCGAAGCGACUCUGCCCCGUGAAACGCACAAAACUCCGACUGCUAGCCACAUAAACUACAGGGAUGGCAGCCAUCCGUAAGAAGCUGGUGAUAGUGGGGGAUGGAGCUUGUGGAAAGACUUGCCUUCUGAUUGUCUUCAGCAAAGACCAGUUCCCUGAGGUCUACGUCCCCACUGUGUUUGAGAACUAUGUGGCUGACAUAGAAGUGGAUGGCAAACAGGUGGAGCUGGCUCUCUGGGACACAGCAGGUCAGGAGGACUACGACAGGCUGAGACCUCUCUCCUAUCCAGACACUGAUGUCAUUCUCAUGUGCUUCUCCAUAGACAGCCCUGACAGCUUGGAAAACAUUCCAGAGAAGUGGACCCCAGAGGUGAAACACUUCUGUCCCAACGUUCCCAUCAUCCUGGUAGGAAACAAGAAAGAUCUGCGCAAUGACGACCACACACGCCGAGAGCUGGCCAAAAUGAAGCAGGAGCCGGUGAAGUCAGAGGAGGGCAGGGACAUGGCAGGCCGGAUUGCAGCAUUCGGCUACAUGGAGUGCUCCGCUAAGACCAAGGACGGUGUGCGAGAGGUGUUUGAGAUGGCCACCAGGGCGGCACUGCAGGCCCGCCGUGGAAAGAAGAGCAAUAAAUGUGUACUGCUGUAAUACGGCAGACAUAUUUGGACUGUUUUUACCCCGGGCUACUGUGCCCGGGGCUAGGGCUCGGGAGGGACAGAGGGAUUACUAGAUGGGAGAGGGAGGGAGGGGAAGCAAAGACUGCAGUAAACGACUACCGCUGUAAAAUGUUUGUUGGACUGAAUUUUACCCUGGGACUUGGGUUUGGGAGGCAUUGACGGAGAGGGACGGGUGGGUGGAAGCAUGGAUGGGGGAGGAGGGAGCACAGUAAAUGACUACCGCUGUAAACCAUUGGGCUCUUUAGCUGUGGACUUACCAUCAAGGUGGUAAAAUUGACACCAGCCACACGCUGGUACAUUUUGUCUUUUCAACAAGCCACUUACACUGAUGAAGAUCAUUAGGAGAUCCUGGUCUUUAUCUAAAAAAAAUAAUCCAAGACUGGUAAAACCGAUAAAGUAGCUGGUAAAUUAUGGGAUGUUCCAGUGACUGUGUUCAGUUUGGGCAACAAAAGUUUAGCAUCCUGCCUGAAUGACCUGACAGAUGGACAGAGGCAAACAGACGGCACAGUAAACGAGUACCACUAUUAAUGGCUUGUCCCUGGAAUUAGGGCUCAGGGUGUGUUGUAGUGGGACAGGUAAAGGGAUGGGAAGAGUGAAGUGCAGUACGUGGGUGCUGUACUGAAUAGUACUGUAUACACCAAACCAGGGCACAGCUUGCAGUUUUCAUAGUUCUGCACGUUCAACUUACGUGUUGUAUACUGUAGUUACUUUGGCAGGUUAUCUGAACAGCUCCAAAAGUAGACAAAUCACCAGUAAAUUUUAUUAAUCAGGUGCUCCUUAAAACGGUGCUUUAGACAGGUUAGAAGUUGAUCAGCUUGCAGUUUAAUUGAACAACAUACAUUUGUAUUUCUGUAGUGAAAAAAUAAGGCAUUUAGAAAAAGUUGUAUCCAGUGUUAAAAAAGUCGUCAGGUGCUCGGGUCUUAUGUGCUGUAUUAUCAGAGAGCUACGUGCUCACAUGUCCUGCUCAGUGCCAUUUAGUCUCUCACUGUGACUAAUCCUAUGCGUACAGACUCACAGUGACAAACACAUUGAGCCAUACACUUACUGAGAUGAUCUGUUCCAAUCACUGAUUAGUAAAUGCUCUAUUAUAUUUUGUAGAAAAACUGCCGCUACUAGUGUACAGUUUAAAUUGAAAGGCACUUGCCCUCUGCUAGGUUUUAAAAGUAAACCUACUUACUUACUGUGCAUAAUCAUCUGAUCUGUUAUACAAAGUGGCUCUAAUCGUCACCUGUAUUCCAGCAGCUGCUUCCUCUAUUAGUGAUCCCAUGGUAGCAGUGUUGCAGAGGGCAGUGUGAACUUACUUCCAAAGAAGCAGCAUUGUGACGACCUCAGUGUCAGGGCAAGACAUUCAAAUGAUCCUUAUGCUGGUGAAUCUUUACUGCAGUUGGUUUGUCUACUUUAGGAGGUGAUCAACUAUCACCUGAAGGUUCUUUUUUUUCUUUAAUAUAUUCAUCAAAGAAUCAGUGGCAAUUGAAUUGUGAUCAGAGUAGCUUCCUGUCCUGAGUAACUCUUCCCACAGCUCAGCUCCCAUCCCUUCCUGUUCCACAUAGCCGACUGCUGGUGCUCAUCUUCCCCUGGUUUUGAGACCAGGACAAAGACAAAGGAGAGUACUGUGUUUACAUGCACACCACUGAUCUCCUUAUUUUUGUGUGUGUGUAGGCAUGCGUAAAGGUCAAAUGUACAAUAACCAGAACUAGUUCAUGUUUGAGGGGGGAAAAAAAAAAAAAGGUGCCUGGGAGGUUAUCCACCAUAUUUAGACAUGUCUGCCUUUAACUGGUUAACUGUUGGUACCGGACUUCAAAAGACAAACAUGACAUGUGACAUGACCUUUGUAUCCAGAAUACUGUGCAUGUAAAUACCAGAAUUGUCAAGGUUGGGCAACCUGAUAGAUUUUGGAGUACUGCAUGCAGGUAAUCUGCAUCACUAACUAUGAGGGUGAGAAUUUGACACCUCCUUUAUGUUGGAAAUGUUUUAAUUUGGGGUAUUUUUGUCUGCCCUUACAGGAUUUUUGAUUCUAAAAGUGGUAAGAGUGGGCGGUCAUUUAUCAGCCACCAGCCUUUCCUGACUUUUCUGUGUUUUACUGCCAGAUUCAGGCUCUCAACAGUGUUUGACCCCCAUGUUCUUCUUCCUGGCUUACAGGGUGGACCCUGUUCCAGAAACCUAGUCUUGUGUUGUUGUUUUUACACUUAAUUUCCUGCUUUUUAAAACAAAAAAUGUCAUAUGUUGUCUAUCAGUAUUUAAAAAUAGGAGGUGGAAGACUAGGGGACUGCUAAUGUGUUGUUGCUUUAGUUUAUCCUUUUUUCGUGCUUUACCUGAAUUUUUCUGAUGAUUUACAGUUGGUGGUUACAACCCCUCAAUCGUCCCUGCCAAAUGCUGUUGUUAGGCAGUCAGGAGAAAGGCUGGCCUCUCGGCUGCCUGUCUAGAGCGUCGCUAGGACCACGUGCGCCGGCUCUUUUUCUGUUUGUUUGUUUUGAACACAAACUUGGCUGAAAAGACUAAAGGAAAAAAAAACUUAACCGCCUUUUAUUAUGUACAAAUCAGUUUUAUUUCUUGUUUUAUGUAUUUUUAAAAUCCUAAUUUUGGAUGCUGAAGCAGUGAUGUAAACAAAGGAACAGGAAAACCAAGCUGUAUGCAAAAGUCUGUAAAUAUAAAAUGUGGGUUUGUUCAUACUAGACUAUACACACGCACAGGACUGGAAAUUGUAUUUGUAAACUAGCUUUGGUUUGUGUAAUAAAUUACUUUCUAUAACA